CCACGUGACCAGAGGACACCUUCAUGUAACGUCUGUCUACAUCACAGUCUUUGUUUAAAUUUGUACCACCACGAUGGUGAAAGAAUGGAGAACGGCUCGGAAGGAAAUCGAAGAUGUCAUAAGACACAACGAACGAACGAGCAUUACUGUGACCGACGGUAUCCAGAUUCAACACAAACUGAAAAAUCAACAUCCGAUUCGUUCGUUUGCCUUUUCUCCAUCUAUGAGCAAAGGACAGGAUAACGAUCUGUGCAUAACACACUACGGAAUCAUGGGAAACAACUACUUCGGGGUGUGGAAAGUUGGCUCAAGCGUCAAGUACUGCAGACUGUCGACACGCUACAACAUAUCCCGUAUGAUAGGCAUCAAACGUCUGAAACGACGCAUAUUUGUUGGCUAUUGUAGUGAUCUUCAGCUGCGAGUUUUCGAUACUCGUUUGGAAGAGUUGUCCGCACGUGAAGUUCUCAGCUCUGUGCUGUGUUUUGCGUACUGCCACCACACGGAUGAGUUACUAACAGGCGGAAUUGGAUGCAUAAAUGUGUGGAGUUUUGGAGAACAGACGAGAAAGCCUCUUGCGUGCACUAGAUCAUUACGACAUUCCAUGGGCAGUAACGAGUGUAUCAUCCAUUUGUUAGUUGAUGAGUGGUGUAAAAGAUUGCUAGCGACACACCAAGAUGGCGUCCACGUUAUUAGUCUACAGAGUGGACAGGAAGAGGGUAUCGUUCCUAACAGACACAGCAACUCGUUGACGUGCUCUGCCAUUGCUAAUCAUCUCGGAUUUCUUCUUACUGCAUCUAGUGAUGGAUCCAUAAAUAUCUGGUCUGGAACGUCAACCGUCUUUACUUUCAUACACACUUUGUCAGGUCACCAAGGCUGUGUAACAAGUCUGCUGUGUCAUCCUGUUGAGUCAGUUGUAAUUUCUUCGUCACUCGAUGGCAACAUAUGCGUGUGGAGACUCGACACAAUGGAGGAGGAUCGAUACAAUAUCGGAGUUGAAAUUGAAGAGAUAAAGUUAGCAGGAGGUGAUCGUCUCUACUGCAAUCUCAAGGAUUAUAUAUACGUCUUACAGUUAACUCUGCUGCAGACUGUUUUUUCCUUCGUUCAUUCUCCGGUUUUGACAAUUGAAAGAGUGUCGUCGUCUCUGGCUCUACCAGCUCGACUGUUAGUGAGAACGGACGACGAAAGUGUGCGGUUGGUCUCUCCACGCAACGGCUCCGUCCUUACAACAGUCUAUCCAGUCAUUAAUACACACGGUAAAGAGAUAAUGCAAGUUACCUAUGCGAGGAGAGAAAACAGGAUGUUUGCUCUUUUGGCUACAAAUCAAGUCAUGGUAUUGAAUUGUAAGACCAAUCCGAGCACAACCGAAGAAAUGUGGAGUACGUCGAUCGAAGACGACGUUCCUCUCUGCAUGGCACUUCUAAACACACUAGAAAACGACGACAACACCAACAGUCGAGCACCAACCACUUGUUUACUGUUUGCCGGCCAUAGAACGGGAAACAUAUCAUUGUUAUAUGGUCAAGGAGUGUCUCUCUGCGAAAACGAAAAGGCUCAUCAGAGCCAAGUGGUGAGGUUGGAAGCGUCGAGUAGAAUGACACCAGGGGAUAAUCAGUAUGGCCAUUUGCUGUCAAUUGGUGGAGAUCAGACACUAAAAGUGUGGAGACUGAAAGUACAAGAAAGAUCAAAAUCAAGUUGUGUGUUAGAACUCGUCUGCAUUGCAACUCUGUCUAUUCCCUCGUUGCCACGAUUUUGUGUGAUGACAAGAAACAUGGUGGCUGUCGUACAACAAGACAAUUGUGUUUUUAUGUAUCGCGUGUCUGAGUCCAGUAGUGUCGAAGCUCUCACGCACAGUCGGGACUGUGAGCAUGUGAGUGAAGUUAUGGAUCUGGCUUGUUGUGCGACUCACUUGAUAUUUGCGACGUCGAGUUGUGGAGGCAGCGUUAAGAUCUGGGAUGAGGAGAACGUGCUCAUUCGUGACGUCAAGCUCGGUACGACUCUGAGAACUAUGGCAUUUUGUAACAUGCGUGGAGACUUGCUGAUUGGACACGGAAAACAUAUUAGCAUAAUCCCAGCUCACCGUUAUCUCCCUGCUCCGUAUCUAAAACGUCUACUGAAGAUGAACGUCGUCGACGAUCCAUUAGAAAAGAGUCUUCCAUUCGACGCAAACGUCGAGUUCUGGUAUGAUCCACGCCGCAUCCCUUCUCUCUCCUUGGGCGACAACCGUCGUCGUUCCUUCUCUCCUCUAUCCCCAACAGACGGAACCACAACUUCACUAUUCCUACCUCCCAUAACAUUACGUGAAGAUGAGAAACAAGGCAACACGUCAGAGUCGCAAACAACAAACAUCAAGGACGAUGACCACCGAUUGCCAAAAGUGUCCACAACUUUGCCAGUCGUGCGACGUAAAACGAUUUUCGAUGCGUCACAUCAUGAGAAUUCCUCCAUCUUCUAUCAACCGCGUGCAAUCAGACCGCCUGAAGGCUUGAAGAGUCGUUCGAGGGAUAAACCAUUUUGGUGUGCUCCCGGUGUCUACCUGCCGAAUUCCGUCGUCCGCAGUCUGCGCAAAUCCGUCGACGUCGCUCCACCACGCUUCAUCCCUCCGAUCGUACUCGACCGUUUGGCCACCCGGAUAAUUAUAAGACAAACGGAAGAUGAUGAGAAGAAGAUAUGCGACCGGAAACAAACUCCUGAAGAAAAUUUGGCGGAUCAGACUGUCAGUAAUUCUUCUGCGUUGAUAAUCGAGGUGAACAAGGCGAGUCCCGAGAAACGAGAGCUACCUACACUGCCAAGCAUAUCAGGUCUGAUGGAAACGUUGGAUAAGAUAUCAAGAGCAAGCAGUGAGGCUACAAGAACGGCAAGCCCCAUACAAAACGAGCCGAUCAAACAAACACAAACGGACGCCAUCGCAUCGACCGAGAAGAUACUCACUCCAAUUUCAAUUCCAACAUCACCGGCUCCUGCUCGGGAGGAAAUACCAACAGAAACAAAAGAGGAUGAAAUCGAGGUAUCCACUAGGGAAGAUAUAGUUGAUCAGGAGAAGGUUGUGGAAGCUGUAGAGACGGAUAAGGUGGUGGUAAACGAGAAAGUGAGAGCGAAAGAGAAGCGUGUUGUCAAGACGAGGAAGAAGAGAGUCGUUGUGGCGAAACCAGCGAGAAAGCUGCAGGCAACUACGCGUGUUGUAAGGCCAAAAACAAAGCCAACUGAAAGAGUCGUGAGAACAAAGACUCCGCGUACGUUUUACUUGCAAGAGUCUGUAUACGUAUUUACAGAUAUCAUGCUGAUGCUUCCACACACACACACACACACGCUAACUACGGACGUUGCAAUUGUAACUGCAACGAUUCCUCAUGGUAUCUCAAGAGUGACAGUAAACUACACUGUCAAAGAGAAAUCGGAGGAGAGUGAGAGAGAUGAUGAGAGUCUGCCCAAGGCGAAACGUAUCGUGAGGCGCUUAGAACACUCUAAUCCUAGGAAGAGGAUACAAGCUAUUAAGUCUAUAGAAGCCGAUGCACGUACAGGACAAAAGAAGCCGCCUAAGGAACUGUUUCUUGCUGUUCUCGCCAAAACCCAAGACUCCGACGAAAACGUGCGACUGCAAAGUCUUGAAACUGUUGCAACGUUGUCUUUGUUGAAGGAAGGGCGGAACGUCGAUGAACUGACGAAGACAAUCAAACAAAAUUUGGACAGACACGGCCUCGCCUCUACACUCGAAGGUAGCGGAUCAUGUUCGGGCGGAUAUCAAUCUGGAGCUGGCAAGAAAAGGCAAACUCCUGAGGACCCGGAGCAAUCAAACGAAAGCGAGCAGCCAAAACCCGCUAGUCCUGCUACAAGACUAGACAUGAUGAGAGAGGCAAUCAGUUCAGGUCAGGAAAGUGAAGACAAAGUUGCUGCUCUUCUUAAUAGAAUCCAAGGUCUAGAUGAACAAGUUGGACUAAAAAGUCUUCAAGAACAACCCAGCAACGUCUUUGUCGUCACAGGAACAGAUACUUCGAGUGAGACCGAGGAAAUCUUGGGUGCUUCGGUCACUUCGUUGGAGAGCAGUACAAACGAGGACGUUAGUCAAGUUCCCGAACACCAGCAACAACAGAACAACGGCAGUCUUGCAGAAAGACGACAGACACUUGAAAAUAUUACAAAUGUGACUCAACCAGAUUACAGCAGUGAUGUCGCUCAAAGUUUAUCAUCAAGCCGUAAAACUCCGCUCACUGGCAGAAAUUCUGUAGAAGGUAAUGUUGAUGCUAAAGAAGGUGAAUCACAAGAGCGGAGUCACAGUGUUUCCUUUCUAAUCGACGAACUGGUGGAUUCCAUUCGCGAGAGUAACCAACAACCUACAGAUACAGCAGCAAACAAAGUCCAAAGGAGUGAAGACUUACUGGUCACUGUUCUCGCCAGGAUUGAACUACUAGAAGGAACAGCAGACCUCAAUGAUGUGAAUGAAACUACGUUUUUAGAAAGAGAAAGAAUUGACGUUGACGAAUUACGAGAAAAGCUGGGUAGCUACACUACACUGUCGACUCUCAUUUCUCAUAUUACGGAAAUGACUUCUCGAUUGGAUAGUGUGUUGUAUUCCGUUACAAAGAAAAAGUCGAUUAUUGAAGGUCUUGUGAAGACAAUGACGGCUCUGUUGGACGGCACAAGAAAGACCCCCGAUCAAAGUCGAUCGACUUCUAGAACUCGUAGGAGAUCGAUCAUUGCUUUAUUGAUUGAGCAAUUACGUAAUGGCGAUGCGGCCACUAAACGAACAGCCAUCUCAGGACUGGAAAAUCUCGCUCUUUCAGGUGUAGAAGAUGACGACCUCUGUAUUGCUCUUCUUGCUGCGACGCAGGAUUCAGAUGAAGGUGUUCGACUAAGGAGUCUGCAAGCCGUUGCAAGCUUGUACCUCGUUGGAGAAGGCCGCCAUAUUGCCAAGCUGCAAAGGAAACUCAACGACGCAACCGAGAAGCUGCGCUCUUCUAGCACACUCGCUGAUUCCGAAAUGAAGCUACUAGAACCAGACAGUCCUCAAUGUGAACCUGCCGACUCAACAUCUGAACUAGAAAAAUCAACAUCCGAAAUUCGGUCUCCGCCUUGUCUGGUUGUCACACCACCGGAGACCUCUGGUCGUCAAUCACAACAACUACCCAGCGUUUCUUUCUCAAGAGUAGAAAACAAAACGGAAGAAUGGUUGCGUGACGUCACUCCCCAGGAGAAGAAACCGUCGUAUACCAAGAGGCUCAGACCAAAGGUUAAUCGACAGAGAUUGCUAAAUGUUAUUGCCGCUCGAGAGCAAAAGGAACGUCCAAUGACUGCAAGACGUGACCUGAACUCCUCUGGAUCAAGAGAGUUGAAGUCUGCGUCUCCUAAAUGGCAUGAUGCAGGGAGACGGCUCGCAUAUGGUCUGAGUCAGAGUGUGAGAGGAGAGAGGGUGUUACACUCUCUGACAUUUGCUUCUUCUCAACAGAAUGCUGACUCUCUCGACGGGAAUGGUGUGGAAUCUCUUCCUUCCAUGUUGACUGUACACACAACUCGCAAACGAAACGGUGUGAGUCGCUAUGGACUGCUUUGCAUGGAAUGGGCGUCAGCGUCCUCUAACCUGUCAUCAGGGCUGCAACACCACAUGCGUGAGGAUCUUCCAUCCCAUGGGAGAGAAGGACGCGUGGACAACACCGGCAAUGACAAGAAAUCGGCUAUUGGAAAGACUCCACGAAGGAAUUAUCCAAUUUUUCACGAUCUCCCUGCCUUGCUUCUGUCCCACCACCAUCUCUUGGACAACAUGGAGAAAUCAAGAAAACGCAAGGCAGCGAUAGGUCAAUAGCAAAGUGAGAGAAG
Molecule: messenger RNA, 5808 nt
Organism: Corticium candelabrum
Lineage: Eukaryota; Metazoa; Porifera; Homoscleromorpha; Homosclerophorida; Plakinidae
Exons: 44
Coding region: 74-5794 (1906 amino acids)
Molecular function (GO): protein binding
Source: RefSeq, a predicted model, not a curated record